Messenger RNA from Aspergillus pseudonomiae, 1191 nucleotides. RefSeq names its product glycoside hydrolase superfamily. Gene Ontology annotation, biological process: carbohydrate metabolic process. The record is from RefSeq and is a predicted model, not a curated record. Bases 1 to 1191 code for a protein of 396 amino acids. NCBI's taxonomy places the organism in Eukaryota, Fungi, Ascomycota, Eurotiomycetes, Eurotiales, Aspergillaceae. Gene Ontology annotation, molecular function: hydrolase activity, hydrolyzing O-glycosyl compounds; chitin binding. The transcript has 5 exons.
AUGCCGUUCCUUCUACAAUGUUUGAUCACUUUCUUUGCACUCCAGGGGGUACUAGAGGUUGCUGGCAACCCCAUGAUACAUAAUAUCCGUGGCAAAGCCCUGCGUCAUCGACUUCGCUUUGGUCGCUCUAUCGGCCGCAGUGUGGCUGAGUGCGGCGCGGACGCUGCUGCACCAGGUGCUUCCUGCCCUGGCAAUGCCUGCUGCUCCACCGGUAAGGUCAUCGCGGGUUACUGGCAGGGAUGGAAUAUGGGCAAGGCCUGUGCCACCAUGAAGCCGGAGGAGAUCCCUGUUGACUCGCUCACGCAUCUCAUCUUCUCAUUUGGAUUUGUCGCGCCGGAUACCUAUAAAGUCCUGCCCAUGCCGGAUACCGAAGAAGGUUUGUUUAACGAGGUCACGGAUGUCAAAAAGAAGAACCCCAACCUGAAGGUUCUCGUGGCUCUUGGGGGCUGGACACAUACUGACCCCGGCCCAUACCGCGAGGUAUUCACUACCAUGGUAUCCUCACCUGCCAAUCGCCAAGCAUUCAUCACGAACCUGCUUAGCUUUCUGACUCAAUACAACUUCGAUGGUGUGGACCUCGAUUGGGAAUACCCUGGUGCCGAGGACAGAGGUGGCCGCCCAACUGACAAGGAGAAUUUCGCGAAGCUUCUGCAGGAGAUGCGACAUGUGUUCCAAAGCAAAUACGUUAUGACGUUCGCGGCACCACUGGCCUCUUAUUACCUGCAGAACUAUGAUCUCAAGGUAGCCUCUGAGGCUGUUGAUUGGAUCAACGUCAUGGCGUAUGAUAUCCACGGUACAUGGGAGAGCGACAAAAAGGCCGCCGGGCAUACGAACUUGACCGACGUCAACAAAGGGGUCGAGAAUUACCUCAAGGCUGGAGUAGCACCAAUUAAACUUGUCUUGGGGACCGCCUUCUACGGUCGCAGCGUAAAAAUGGCCAGUGGCAGUUGCACGCAACCUGGUUGUACAUUUACUGGUCCGGGGGCUGAGGGGCGAUGCGUCAAGACUGCAGGCUAUUUGUCUCACACGGAGAUCAAUGAUGUGAUAUCUGGCGGUGCAAAGCCGGUGUUUGACCAGGCUGGCUCUGUCCAGCACCUAACAUGGGGCAGGGACAAUUGGGUCUCACAAUUAAGCUCAAGGUUGACUAUGCCAGCAGGAAAGGACUACGAGGGGUCAUGGCAUGGGCCAUAG